AUGGCCUCUUCUGCUUUUCCGGUCUUACUAGACUGCGCUCGAGCUAUUGAAGUUGGGGAUCUGAAACUUGCCGAUUCACUGCUUGGAAGCUCUAGUUCGCGAGCGUACGGACUCCAUCCUGACUUUGCCUAUUUCAAAUUGCAGACGACUCCUCCAUUGUAUUUACGGUAUUGGGAUGGUAUUGAUGAAGGGAGUAUCGAUGAUGCCAUCAACAACACCGUGAUGGGAAAGAAGCGAGUGCACCUCAUUGAUUUCCGCAUACCACAUCUCUAUUACACUGAAGACUUGUUUGAUUUACUAACCGAUGCUUUUGACGAUCUCAUAUCAGUCCGUGUAAGUGUCAUAUUACCACCGUCUCUGAAAAAAUUUGUAAAUGUCCAAGAAGAAAAGGAUUAUAUCACUGAGGCGGUCGCGCAAUAUAAAUUUAAGUUGGAGAAGUUUGAAGUUGUUUACGCUAAUAGUUUGGAAGAAGUGGGUGAGUCUAUGUUGGAUUUCAGAAGAACAGAGGAUGAGGCUGUGGUCGUCUUCUAUUUCUUUAAACUCUCUAUGUUGCUGAGAGAGGCUGGAAUAUUGGAGAGAGAGUUGUUAAAGUUGAGGAAUAUAAACCCGGACUUUGUGAUAAUAAAAGAGUAUGCUGCUAAUCAUAAUCACUCCGAUUUCAUUAGACGCUUUGAGGACUCUUUUCAACAUUACUCCCAUGUUUUUGGUCUAGGUCUAGACAAUAAAGAAGAGAAUUGUUUAAGGCGACAUAUAAAUAAUAUAGUGGGAUGUGAAGGUAGGGAUAGAAUUGUGCGACACCAUACUUUGGAUCAGUGGCGAUCCCACUUGGAAACAAAUGGCUUUUUUCCAUUUCCACUCAAGAUGGACCAGAUUAGCAGGCUUAGUGAUUGCUAUCGUGAGGACAAUGGGUGUUUGGUUAGGAUCGAGGAGAAUUGCCCUCUAUAUUUCACAUCGGCAUGGAAACUCAAAGAUGGGGAGCAUCACUUCAAUCCAAUCGGCAAUAAUUUUGUUCAAGGGUUUCAAAUUAAAUCAAUUGGCUGCUUUGGCUGAGAUAUAUGACAUGUUAGAAGAGCUAUGUUCUGAAUAUGAGCUUGAAUUGGCUUUAACAUGGACUAGUGAGGCUAAUGUGAAUGGAAUUAGGUUCGAUCCAUACAAGAAACGUACUCUAUUCAUCCAAAGUACUUUUUGUUAUGGGAAAUUCUGAGUUUCUAACAGUU
Molecule: messenger RNA, 1217 nt
Organism: Durio zibethinus
Lineage: Eukaryota; Viridiplantae; Streptophyta; Magnoliopsida; Malvales; Malvaceae
Source: RefSeq, a predicted model, not a curated record